GAGUCAUCAGUCGCCGGGCAGAGGCUCCGGGCGGGCGCUCCCGGCGCAGCGCGGCUGCUUUGGGGCUGCGGCCCCUGCCCGGCGCUGCCGCGGGGCGAGGGGCGGCAGCUGCGGCCGCACUGGUGGCACUGCUGCUGCUGGCAGCGCCCCGGCUGCGGGCGCCGAGCUCUCGGGGCUGUUGCAGUGGAUUGCAAAGGCUGAGUGUCACUUCAUGAACGGCACCGAGAGGGUGAAGUACGCGGAGAGACACAGCUACAACCGGGAGCAGCUCCUGCACUUCGACUGCGACUUUGUGGGGCACUUUGUGGGGUUCACCCCCUUUGGGGAGAAGGUGGCCGGGUACAGGAACAGCCUCCCGGAUUUCCUGCGGCUCAAAAGGACCGCGGUGCUCUGGUACUGGCGGAGCAACUCCGAGGUGGCCGCCGUGUUCCUCACGGAGCGCCGAGUGCCCAUCCCACCGUGUCCAUCUCGCUGGUGCCCUCGAGCUCCCAGCCCGGCCCCGGCCGCCUGCUCUGCUCCGUGAUGGAUUUCUACCCUGCCCACAUCCAGCUGAGGUGGUUCCAGGGCCAGCAGGAGCUCUCUGUGCUGGCCACCGAUGUGGUUCCCAGUGGGGACUGG
Molecule: messenger RNA, 618 nt
Organism: Passer montanus (Eurasian tree sparrow)
Lineage: Eukaryota; Metazoa; Chordata; Aves; Passeriformes; Passeridae
Product: class II histocompatibility antigen, B-L beta chain-like
Exons: 3
Coding region: 212-523 (103 amino acids)
Biological process (GO): antigen processing and presentation; immune response
Cellular component (GO): membrane; MHC class II protein complex
Source: RefSeq, a predicted model, not a curated record